This is a messenger RNA of Metarhizium album ARSEF 1941, 339 nucleotides long. Its product is annotated as glutathione S-transferase. The coding region runs from base 1 to 339 and encodes 112 amino acids. The transcript has 2 exons. The record is from RefSeq and is a predicted model, not a curated record. Lineage: Eukaryota; Fungi; Ascomycota; Sordariomycetes; Hypocreales; Clavicipitaceae.
AUGGCCGAGGACACCACGGCCGACGGCGACAACCACCCCGAGAUGCGCGCCGGCGCCGGUGCCGUGGCCGCCGCAGACGCUCCUCGGCUGGCUGGCGUGCCGCUCCGUCCCCCGCGGCCCGCACUCCCAGGGCGCCGGGCGCCUGCUCCGGAAAGCUGCCGCCGCGGGUGCGAGACCGACGACGACGACGCGCCCUUCUGGGUCCUCGGCGGCUCCCGUCCCACCGAGGCUGAUGCCACUGUGUACGGCUUCGUGGUUGGCGCUCUGGUUUGCACCGCGUUGGUGGCUCCUCUCCUGCUUCGCCUGCUUCCGCUGCUUCCCUGCUGCGUUUCUGUCUGA